Messenger RNA from Lethenteron reissneri (Far Eastern brook lamprey), 10472 nucleotides. It is a transcript of the gene STK11, whose product is annotated as serine/threonine kinase 11. Gene Ontology annotation, biological process: regulation of cell growth; glucose homeostasis; protein phosphorylation. The record is from RefSeq and is a predicted model, not a curated record. NCBI's taxonomy places the organism in Eukaryota, Metazoa, Chordata, Hyperoartia, Petromyzontiformes, Petromyzontidae. Gene Ontology annotation, molecular function: protein serine/threonine kinase activity; ATP binding; protein kinase activator activity. Gene Ontology annotation, cellular component: cytoplasm.
GGGCGUAGCCGCCACUCUUCCCCCGUCAUGGCCGCUCCUCACAGCAGCAGUAACAGCGGCGGCGGCGACUGCGGCUGAGGGGGAAGACCACUCCACAACAACAACAAACAAACAACACAGCAACAACGACCGAGACGGCGGCCACGGCGGCCUCGGCGACAAGCGACGGCGCCAUGGAGAUGUCCCAGAUGGAGUGGAUUAACGACGUGGACGACAUGUUUAUCCACCGUAUCGACUCGGCGGAGAUCGUGUACGAGCCGCGCAGGAAGCGCGCUAAGAUGGUGGGGCGCUACCUGAUGGGAGACCUGCUGGGCGAGGGCUCCUACGGCAAGGUCAAGGAGAUGCUCGACUCGCACACGCUGUGCCGCCGCGCCGUCAAGAUCCUCAAGAAGAAGAAGCUGCGCAAGAUCCCCAACGGCGAGGCGAACGUCAAGAAGGAGAUUCAGCUACUCAAGAGGUUGAAGCAUAAAAACGUCAUCUCGCUCGUUGACGUCCUCUACAACGAAGAGAAACAAAAGAUGUAUAUGGUCAUGGAGUACUGCGUGUGCGGCAUGCAAGAAAUGCUGGACAGCGUUACCGGAAAGAAGUUUCCCAUCUUCCAGGCUCACGGGUAUUUUAGUCAGCUGGUGGACGGCCUGGAGUAUCUCCACAGCCAGGGCAUUGUCCACAAAGACAUCAAGCCUGGGAACCUGCUGCUCACCACGGAGGGGACCCUCAAGAUCUCCGACCUGGGUGUUGCAGAGGCACUGGACGUGUUUGCGCUGGACGACACGUGCAGGACGAGCCAGGGCUCACCCGCCUUCCAGCCCCCAGAAAUUGCCAAUGGCCUGGAGACGUUCUCCGGCUUCAAGGUGGACAUCUGGUCGUCAGGCGUCACCCUGUAUAACAUAACGACGGGGGUAUAUCCCUUUGAAGGGGACAACAUCUACAAGCUCUUUGAGAACAUCGGCAAGGGCGAGUACACAGUCCCCGAGGAGUGCGGCACUUUAUUAACAGAGCUUCUGAAAGGGUUGCUGGAGUACGACCCUGUCAAGAGGUUUUCAAUACAGCAAAUCCGACAGCACCACUGGUUCCGCAAAAAGCCAGCGCGCCUGGAGGUGAGCGUGCCGAUCCCGCCAAGCGCCAGCGUCCCGGAUCGCUGGCGGAGCAUGACUGUGAUGCCCUACCUGGAGGACCUGCACGGUUACCACGGCGACGAGGAAGACAACGAAUACUACGAGGACGAAGAGGACGACAUCGUCUACAGCAUGGAGUUCAACGGCCCAGCCAAGAAAUCGCGCCGCGCCCCCUCCACACCCAAGCGCUCUCUCCUCUGGGGUCUCCUCCCGAGGGUUCUGAGAUUCUGCCGGGCGGACGUGGAGGAGGAGGAGGAGGAAGAGGAGGAGAUUGGGGCUGAAGAGACGCUUGACACGGAACGCAACGGCCAUGCGGCAGCCAUGUGCGUUAAUGGCGCCGGCGGUGCCGGCGUCGGUGCCGGUGGUGGCGCCGGCGCCAGUGGCGGCGGCGUGGCCGUUGCGGGCGGGGCAGGCGCAGCUGGCGUCGGAGCGGCGGCGGCAGUAGCGGAGAGGGAGACGGAGAGGUCGGCGCCGGCGGCGAGUGGGAGGCAGCGAGCUGAUCGGCGAGCGAGCAACACGUCGAACCCCUCGCGCAAGUCCUCCUCGGGCCACGUGAGCAAAGUGCGGAGGAUUACGACGUGCAAGCAGCAGUGACCGGCGGCGCCGCGCAUGGACUCCUGCCCCCUUCGCCCCUCCACGCGCUUUUACGGACCUUUCGCCAUUUCGUUCCCGGACAAAAAGGAGAGAGGCGCUAAGACUUUACGGUUUUACCGUCACACUUCACAGUUUUUCCACCACGACCCCGCGACCUCCGGGUGUCCCUCCAGCUCCACCCAUCUCCACCGUGCUCGGAAGGGGUGCCUGUGGAUCCGCUCUCCGCUGUGCCGUGCCGUGCCACACCGCUCGACCAAUCAGCAGCAUCCCCCACGGGUCCGGCCGACUUGAAACAGAAGUGUUUCCUCUCUCUUAUCUACUGUGACGACCUCCUGUAAUGCUGCAGUCUUGUUUGCAGUUGGCUUCUUGCGCAUAUGCUAUCACUUGCGCCAUUUUAAAAGUAAAGCGAGCUUGAGUUUUCACUUCCGAUUCUUUUUUGUGCCCGUUCAAAAACAUCUUUCAUGUUAUGCCAAAUGCAACUGUAACGGUAGAGAAAGCUGGGGAUUGGUUUGGAGAGACGCAUGCUGGGCAUGUGUCAAGAGGACCGAGUCAGUGCUGUUGAGAUCCUAGCUUUUCGCACCUGGGGGAAGCAACCCGUGAUUAAGAAAUCAGGUUUCCAAGUUGAGUGAGUUUUGCUGAUCUUUGCCUGGUCAACAUUUAUGGCACAAAACACCUCCACGAUUUCAGAAGCCCGACUCAGCUUGGAGAGGGGAAUUGCUUAGCUGCCAUAUAUCAUAGAUGUUGCUUGUAAGACCCUUGAAGAAUGUUGAAUGAAGGCCCAUUAUGCGGACUAUGAGAUCAUUACACAACACAGCACGUGGCUGCUGUCUGUGGAAGUUAUUUAGAUUGGCUUUACUGUCCCCCUGGAUACAGAUAACACAAGUUGGAUGUGGUUGUUAGUGAACAAAAUUUUUGGGUCUUGAAAAUUAUUCCUCACCUGAAAUCUGUUUUAGCACAGUCCACCGCUGUGUUCAUAGUGCUCUUCCUGACACCCCUGUGAUGUAAGAAUUGACUACAAUCCAAAACAUUCUACGUGGCUCAACAAACAAACAACUUGCCAAAUAGACUGUCCGUUUUUUUACGUUAGCAUAAGUAUCUGCAAUAAAAUAACCUUUGUAACUUUCACGCCAUGCUGCAUCUGAUGGAGUUCCGUCCGCAGCACGUGCAGACGCGGCUCCGUGAAUACAGCACGUCCGACCCUCUCCUGGGCUUACUCGCUGCAAUCACUUCAUCAGAUAUUCUUCGCAUCGUGUCCUCUAUGAAGCCGAAGUGGAAGCUGGCCUAAUCCUAAUUGACUAAUGACCGGCUUCUGAUUCAGAAAUUAUUAGUGCGUCUCGAUGAGACAAAUGAGCAUUGGGGUAGAUUUUAUCUCCAUUUGUGGGCCCCCGGGCCGGUGGUGUACCGCAGACAUUUCUGUUGCCUGGCUCGUCGUCGUGUCCGUGGGAUGGCCACCGUUGCCUUGAACAGGUUGGUCCUCGUUGACCCCAAUGGGAAAGACGCGUCUUGCGGCGCAACCCCCAGCCGCGAUUUGAACUCGCAACCCUCCGCAUUGUGAUGCGUCCGCUCUGACCGCAGUGUCAUCGGGCGAAGGGAAAAGUGGCCGGCCAGAUGGCGGCGGUAGUUUUUUUAUUUGUAUAAAAAAAAAAUCUGGAGGUAUCUUAGUGUUGUUUUUUUAUCGGCAUAGAUAUUUCUCCACCAUAUUUUGUGCCCUUUUUUAACAAAAUAGGGCAUAACAAAUAAGCACUUGCGAUGCUUGGUAAAUUAACAACAAAUGUAACACUGUUCUGGCAUCAAAAUGUAUCAGAACAAAUGUCAUAGCAGUGCACCGUGGGCAGUUCCUAGAAGGUUCUGCACCCGCGGGGCCCUGCGUGUGGCAGCGAUUGCUGUCGCGUUGAACCUCAUUGCAGUUGGAACUGCAUAUAGGCACAUCCCUGUGCUUAUAUGUAGAGUGUGCCAGAAAUCCCCAUUUGACCCCUCUUCCCACCACCACUACCAGUGUAAUGUUAGUAAGCGUUGCAUCUAUCAGAACUGAGCUAAUUUUUUCACACAUGCUUAUCUCCAGCUUCUGCUGGAGUAUAAGGAGCGUGUCGAGGGUUACACGGUGAGACCGCACGCAGCCUUGAACUGCCUAGCCUCCCAGGCUCGCUUCGCCGGGCGGCACGGUCGGCACGCAAGCCCCUGGGCCAGGCGGCACGGUACCGGCGCGUUAGUUCUCGCAGCCGCACUUCUCGGCAAUUUGCUCCUAAAUUUGCCUGCCACAGCUCGCCACCAACCCCUCUGCCCUCUUUAGGACGAGCAACUAAAGAUCUCGUGGCGUCAUUCCCCGGAGUGGGGUCACCAUGCACCGGUGCCGCAGCCUUAAUACCACAAUUUGACUCGCUUUUUAAAAGCAACGUCGAGUGUUGCAGUCUCUCUCAAUGCAACAGGGACGGCGGACGAGCCUCGCUCAGUUCUCACCCAGUUCAGUGACGAACUUGAAGGUGAAAUCCACAUGCCAGGCUGCAAUGUGUCGCGACUGCUCAUUUUGUGGCGGUAACGUUCACGAGCAGUGCAUGCGUUGUCUCUCGUAAUCUGGCGAUAGUAUUUUUUCACACGGGAGACGGCGAUGAGGCUUUGAGAAUAAGGCAGUGAAAAGGUCUCAGUCGGUCACCUCUCAUAACAAAUAGCCUCUUGUGCGAUAGAACACGAAAAAUGGGCUCCGGAUUAAGCAACGUGUUUGCUUCGGGGUGACCAGCACCAUCUCGUUCUUGCAAAUGUACGCGCGUCUCUCCCUCAUUUGCCACAAAAACGGUGUGCGCUUCCAUGAUAAUAGCGAGACGGAAGUUGGAUGUACAGGUGUAUGUUUUGCGUUUUCGCAGAACCUGGGAACAUGGCUAACAGUGAGGUCUAAUGCUUGGGGGGUGAUGUUGGGGGGGGGGGGGAGUUUUAGAAGUGUUGUAAAUUACAAAACAUAUAUAAAGUUAGAAAAAAUUACUUCUAAAGAUGUUGCAGACUUUUACAGGGUUUCAUAGCAGAGUUUGAUUACUGUUUCUGAUGAAAGCAAUGUUUCCUGUAAGAUAUUGCAUCUAAUUGAGCUUUGUAAAUGUGCCUUGAACCCCUGUUUAAGUCUAAGGCUGCAGAAAACCUGGAGGCAAGUGGUCUGCAUUUACAGUAAAAAAAACGUAUUUAUCCUCUGCGCUCAGUUUUUAAGCUCCUGUUCAUUGCACGGAAGCUAUAUUUUCUCCAACCUUAUUACUUUUAAAUUCAGGAUGCAUUUGCAGUAGAAUCGGAGCCGCCUGCAGAUUAAGCUGCCUGUGGUCACGUAAGAUGGUAAAAACUGCUUUUCAAAAUAUUUGACCUUUUUGCAGAGACCGGCCCUUUCCUCUUGUGGGCUGCUCUGCAAUGUGUUUGUACCACGCCGUUGUAUGUUCUGCAAAUUCUUUUUUUCCCCAUCUAUACAACACUUCUGGCUUCAAUUUACAGACCAUUUUCAUCCAGGUGUUCCAAGGUCCCUAACGGAACUUUUUUUUUAGUUGAGUUAGUUAAGCAUGUUCAAACUGCGGCUUAGUUGCUAGGCUUUAAAAUCCGCGAGCGCAUAACUUGAAUGUUAAAUAGUAUAUUAUAUGUCGAUACUUGUUGGUAUUUUUUUUGUAAAAUAUGCGUACAGUUAUAUAUCUUCGCUUCACUGCAACGAGAGUAUGAGGAGAGUUUUUAUUUUUUAAAUUCUAAGAACUCAUUAAAAGUUGUGAAGGCUCUUCAGAUCGUUAAAAAAAAUGAUUUUUUUAAAGUUUCCACACUGGCUCGUUAAUGCGCGUUUCCCCAUCUUAUUUUUUUCAUUAUCGUUCAUAAUAUGAAAGUGCUGCAGCGCAACACACAAAAGUGUGAGUGUUAGAGGGUAGAGUGGAAGAACCAAGCCUGAGCAGGUUUAAUGAGAGCUUGUCCGCCGUAGUCGGUGAUUGAAUACAGCGUACACACGCGGUAGCUUUGAAAGAAGGUUCAUCGCAAUUUGCAGAACCAAAUGACAAAAUGUAGCAACCCGAAACUUGAAGCAAAAGGAUUUUUUUUUACCAUGAACACAACUUUUUCCGUUGCCACUGUAAAUGACAUCAAACGUAUGCCCUGAAGGAAAUUCAAGAAUUGCAAGGAGCGCUUAUUUGCGAGUUUUUUUCUUUUAAAGUUUUCAAGAAUUAUUUUGUUAUUUCCUUUGUUUGUGUAGUCAUGACCUAUGUUUGAAUUUGUUGGGUCUCUUAUUUGUGCUUGAUGCUGAACGUUGCCCAAAGGUUUUGAAGACCUGAUAUGCAAGCGACACGGUUUUGAUUGAGACCAUGCCCUGUCUCCGCUCUCGACACGUGCACACACACACAUUAAUAACUCCCUCGCUUACCCGCAUGGCCACGCACACAUGCGUGCGCGCGCGCAGAUCCACCGGUCAGCUUCUUAGGCCCUGUGUUAGUGAAUACCUGCUAAGGCCAGCAUGGCAAGAGAGAAUGUUGAUUUGGCCAGUACCACACAUGGAGCCCCCCAUUUUCCCCAAGUGAUUGAUGAUCACACGUGGUACCAGGUACUGGUUUGAGGGUGAUUUGACGUAGACCUAGUCUGAGAUCGGUUCUGUUAACAGUUCCCGCUAUUGCGUAUGGCCAAGAGUCAAAGCCAUGUCGAGGCGCCGCCGCCACGAAUUCUGCCGAUGCCACCACCACAAACGUGUUACAUUCUCCGCCACCGUCCUAACGUUUGGUCCUUCCCUCGGUCGCCGACCUCCGGGUUGCCGCCCAAUGCCCGUCUCGGUACCGGCCCUCCUCCACCGCGCACACGCGCCCCACUCCCCACGAAGCGCCUCUUCCUGGUGACACACAUACAGUGUUGCUUAUCUAGUGCGCUGACCACUACCCCGCAGCGUACACUGGCGUACACAUGCACACUCACGUUCAAGUGCUGUUAUUGAGCAACUAUUAAGGCCGUGAGCCUAGCAAUCUACAUUCACGUCUUGGUCAUAACACCGGUGCCACUUGCUCUUCGAGCCUAGGCUUGGCAUUUCUUACGUCACCUCGACCGAAAGUGAGAGACUCAAUCAACUUCAGAUCUUGGAAAAUAAGUGAACUGUGUAACUGUCAGGAGGGACGGCGAUGGAAAUGUCUCCCACAUGCUUGCAUUUGCAUAUUCACAUCCCACCCAGCCUAACGAAUUUCAAAGCGUGAAAAUGCUCCGCCCCCCCCCCCUCGCUCGCUCUAACCACGAGGCACCAAGAGCCACACUGGACGGCGGGGACGGGAGUCGCGGGGUCCCCCUACACUGGACGCACACCUGGUUGUCGGUCAGCGCUGAUAGCCUUCGCUGCAUUACCCUUUUGCACUGUGCUUUGCGCGCGAAUGCUUCGAGCGGUCGUGAAAACAUUGCGGCUGCGCUUUGCGUCUGGAAGCACGUUUCCCUACCACGGCACACUUUCCGGGGGGCUAUUUCGAGACCGCUUGCGUACAAAAAAAACCUGGCGUCAUGCUGCGUCUCGUAACUACAGCCUAAUGAUUGGUUACUCGUGGUCUCACGUGAAACUUGUCACAUUCCUGAAAGAAGUUACCUUUAAUUUAGUUGAUACAUUUUGAAUAAUAAACUUCCUCACCUCGAUUAAAUUGGCCAAUUUCUCCACCACGUGCUGGUUUUCUUUUUCUGUCGUGCACUGAGGGGAAACUCACUUCUGGACGCAAACGCAGCCAGUUUUCCUCCUUGUGUUCUGAGGUCUACUGCUGGUGGGUUCCAGCGUGGCAGGUGUGGCUGGGAAUGUCACGCAAAGUGUGAAGUGUGAACUCAGCUCUCGUCAUUUGCGAUGUUUCUGUGUGCUUAUACCAAUUUUUAUUUGUGCACGAGUUAAUGCAGUUCUUUUUACAGUGUAGCCUUGACAUACACACACCAGAGUUUGUCCAUAUUUGCUUGCAAAAGGAAUUGAUUUUUAAUUGAGAAUGAAUAACUUAUAAUUAGACUAAUAAUAAUGAAUCCAUGAUGUCUAUGUAUCCUUGCGGAGGGUCGUUGAUGAGCGAUAUCACUCUUUGUCAAGUCACUCAUGAUAGUCAAGUGACUAUCAUGAGUACUUAGGAAGAGCUGUGCACGAUUUGAAGAUAGUUUUUUUUUUAUUUUCGUUGUGGUUACUCUUUUAGGAUGGGAGUUUUGGCCGUGACGCUGGAACACACAAGCCCGACUUGCGUCGAGCAUUGCGGUUGGACCUGUUAAGUUCCACGUGACAGCUGAUUGCGUGUUUUGGAUGACCACAAUUACCUGCAGGCACUUUGCGCGCUGCUGCAUGGAGAGCUGAAGCCUCCGCGCUGUGUAAACCAGCUCGGGGCCACGCACGCCACCCGCCAAAAACCAACAGCCAUUCAAUAAGAUAAUAGCCAUAAGGUGAAAUGGCUUCUUUAAACAAGCAAUGCCUAAAUGAACCGUAGUCAGCCAGUGGUAGAAGUUGCGCAUUUGCCACAGUGUGGACCAGCUGGUAUCGACUGGGCCACUGUUAACUCCCCACAGAGUGGUGACUAAUUUUACCCAUCCGAGGGAGACGAUGGAGUGUAAUGGGCUCGCGAUUUAAUUACGAUCUGAAGAUCGCAACAGAGCUGUUUGUACACCCGUGCUUGGCAGUAAUCCCGCUGGUGUGCGUGUGUGUGCAUGUCACACCAGUGGCCUUACCAUCUCCUACAUCAACUCGGCCUAAACAUGAGUAGCCGGCUGUGGUGGCGGUGUGUCCAGUAUUGUCGCCCCCCCCCCCCCAUUCCACAUCGUUGACCCUGGCGAAGGUUUGAAGGGCUGUGUCGAGGUACUGAGCUGCGGCCUCUUGCUACCAUGAUUACGCACCGACCUACCCGUUGCCUGUCCACACCGUACGUUAACUCCACUCCUACACUUGGGGUGUUCGUAAUUUUAUGAUCUCGACAAGGGCACAGGUGUGCGUAAAUAUUUAACCAAGGUGGCGGACAGGUGAGUUAUUCCAUAAUUAAAUCAUUACGCGGGUAACUAAGUAUGCAAGUGCUAUUUGGAUGGGGUUUUCCUGAAAAGUGAUUGCGUAAACAGGAGAAUUAAAAGAUUCCUAAUUAAAAGUCAAUUCUAGCUGUCAUGCAGAAGUUGCGGUGGUUGCUAUUUGUUGCCAAUAGCAGACACUAAAAAGUAAAUCCGAGGAAGCCGUUAAUUAACUUAAUGGGCUUUUAGAUAUUUAAAAUGAGCUUGUACUUAUACGUUGUUAUGGACCGGUGUCAUUUUGUUGUUUUUAAAUAAAUUGUGGUUGCUCCAAACAGUGCACCAAACGCACAGCAAAAUGCGAGCGCUUCCUCAGAUUUCUUUUUCACCCUGUGGGCUGAAGUUGUUUAUUCCUGUUGGUUGCACGAAAGUUGUCAAAAGUCACAGCACUGGGAUGUCUCGAAGCGAGAGUUACUGGGGAGAAGGACUGUUUUGCGUUGUUUUUUUUUUAUUGGGAGAGCGCUGUUUGUUGCCAGGUCCCACCGUCGGUCGGUCCGGUUUGCGAUGAAGGGAGCCGCAGUCGGUGAGUCGCUCGCACGCGGCGCGCUUGGCACCGCGCUCGCCGUUCCGCAGCUCAAGAGGCAGAUGAGGGCGAAAUGUUUAAUUGGCCACGCCGUCCGUGACUGACGGCAGCGGUGACUGUGACGGGGGGUGCCGCAGCUCGUAGCUGUCGUGGCUUGUGGACGAUUGGCGCCGUGCAGGGAUCUUAAAUUGAGGAGAUGGUGGGGCGUGGGGGUGGGGUGGCCGUGCCGAGUUUUUCCCUCUGACUUUGUCUCCGUUCCGUAGUGCUGCAGCUAACGCUUCCCAGCGCCGUUCGGCUCCCAACUGGUGCACACACGGCUGCAGUGGUACGCACCUGGCACCGGACAACUUGCAGGUUGGGUUUGUAGAUCAUGCAAAGAUUAUCUGAGGAAAGCACCCACGUUUAGAACAGAAAUAUCGCGCUAAUAGUCAGCAAAGUAAGGCUUUCUUUUGAGCCAACUUUGUAGUGGAGCUUUAAAUGCUUUGUGUGGGUUUACCAUGAUAUUCAACUGAAAAAUAAUUAUCACAUUUUGCCGAACAACCUCAGCAGGACGGUGCUGAAGGAUCUGGAGAAGUAUUGGGAUUCGGUAAGGCUUUCAAUUGAGAAAUACAUUUAUUGUUAUGGUUAAAGUUUAAUAGACCCGCAGUAUUAACCAGAGCAGGCGCUGGAUUUGAGCCAUGAACCUCUGGAACAAGCGGGGAAUGUUGUUACCGCUGGACCGCGUCACCACCUCCACCACUCCACCUCGUGAGCAGUGGCGUUAGUUCCAUCCUCAAGGCGUCUAAACAUUCACUCCGCUUGUGAUCCAAGAGUUGUCACAAAUUGGGGUUUGCGAUUCGAUUACAGAAUCUUUUCAUUGUGAAUGUCGUGCCUCUAGUGGCUGCGGGAGUCACGUGAAAGGUGUACGAAUUAAAUAUUAGAUCACAUGAAAGUUGUACGAAUUAAAUAUUAGAUUCUCACUAAGGAGAAUGUGAUGCAUUUAUCGCAAAUGUCGAAUUUGAUUCCAAAGCACAGGCCUGACACGUUAACAGCGCAUCUCCCAUAAACAUGUACACUUUGGUUCUUUCAAUGGGACAAUAUACGCAGGUUUGUGCACAUGCAUAUAAAACUACAUUUCAAACAAUUGCUGAUGGGGUCUCUACCGGUUCGAUUUGCAUACGCGUGGCGUGGCCAGUGCGGCUCGUAUGCAUUCUGUGUCUAGUCUGUAAUUAAAAUGUUCACACGCAAGGGCAGAAUCGUUCACGCGUUGACUUUUUUGAAAAACUUAA